AUGAAACUUCAAAAACUUCUCAGUCAACGCAAUGCUUGUACUUCAUCGAGUGAACGUUGCACCCUCACCCUGGAACUUGCCCUGUGCUACUGUGAACAGAGCGAUUUUUCUGCAGCCAUUGAGGAAUAUAAAGCUUUGCUGGUCUACCUUGAAGCAGGCACUGACCGGCUCAAGACCGCACUUUGCUAUCGCUCUCUGUCGGAAUGCUUCUUAGAAUUGUCAGACUUCAAUGAGGCUAUUCGAUACGCCAGUAUGUACCUGAAGACAACACGAGAACUUCAUAAUCUUCUGGAACAACAGCGCGCAUUCGUCACCGUAGGAAGAUGCUUUCUUUGUCGUUCGGAUAAUCUCAAGAAUGGCGAACUUGGCCGUAAAAGCCUUAUGGCUGCACAACAAGCUCUUAUUAAUAGUAUAAAGUGCAUAUCUUCACUGAAAGAGCUUUCGGCCACAGAGGCAGCCGAAAUGAAGGGCGUUUCAUUGCUCAACUUGGGUAUUUCCACCUUCACGUUGCUCUUAACUUCUUAUUUGCACAUUGGUUGA
Messenger RNA from Dibothriocephalus latus, 540 nucleotides. NCBI's taxonomy places the organism in Eukaryota, Metazoa, Platyhelminthes, Cestoda, Diphyllobothriidea, Diphyllobothriidae. The record is from the annotation of a GenBank genome assembly.